Morone saxatilis (striped sea-bass) is the source of this 6744-nucleotide messenger RNA. RefSeq names its product intersectin 1 (SH3 domain protein) (gene itsn1). NCBI's taxonomy places the organism in Eukaryota, Metazoa, Chordata, Actinopteri, Moronidae. Gene Ontology annotation, biological process: intracellular signal transduction; positive regulation of Rho protein signal transduction. The record is from RefSeq and is a predicted model, not a curated record. Gene Ontology annotation, molecular function: protein binding; calcium ion binding; guanyl-nucleotide exchange factor activity.
UUUCCAGCUGUCCCUCAGUCGGUCGGGAUUUCAGAACCACAGGAGAAUCGCCGGAAAGGGCUUGGUGAUAAAACACCACAUUCUGGGAGAAGAUACCACAUUAUAUGGUCACACAAAUACUCAACGAGCUACUUUAUGCAGUAUUUGCCGAUGGAGACUGAACUAUGAGGUGUUGUGUAGUGCAGAAGACUGAGUGAACCAUGGCACAGUUCCCCACCACAUUCACAGGUCCAGAUGUGUUUCUAAUCUCAGUGGAUGAGAGAGCCAAACAUGAUCAGCAGUUUCACAGCCUCUCUCCGACUGCCGGGGGUUACAUCACAGGCGACCAAGCCAGGAACUUCUUCCUUCAAUCAGGACUGCCCGCCCCCAUCCUGGCCCAAAUCUGGGCUCUGGCUGAUAUGAACGGUGAUGGUCGUAUGGACAUCCACGAGUUCUCCAUCGCCAUGAAACUCAUCAAACUGAAACUCCAGGGUCACCCUUUGCCCCCCGCGCUUCCUCCCAGUAUGAAACAACCCCCACUGCCUUUACCCCCACAGACCGGCUUCGGCAUGCCCCCCAUUCCUCCCAUCGCAGCUCCUCUUUCGGCCGUGCCUCCGCUCCCCCUGCCACCCCUCCCUGUCGGAGUGUCUCCUCCGCUCGUCUCGUCUGCCCCGCCUCCCCUCCCUCAGCCCAUCGCCAACGGGGCUCCUCCCACAGGCAUGAUGCAGCCUAUCUCAGGCUUCUCCCACCCAGCUCCCUCUGUCAACAAGUCUUCAUCGUUUAAUCGUUCCAGUACCAAGUUGCAGAAGGGGGCGUCCGUGGACACUGCUAGUGUUCAGCCCCCCUCUGAUUGGGCCGUUCCUCAGUCCUCCAGGCUGAAGUACAGACAGCUGUUCAACUCCCAUGACAAGAUGAUGAGUGGACACCUCACAGGUCCCCAGGCUCGCACUAUCCUGAUGCAGUCCAGUCUUCCUCAGGGUCAGCUGGCCACAAUAUGGAGUCUAUCAGAUAUCGACCAGGAUGGAAAGUUGACAGCUGAGGAGUUUAUCUUAGCCAUGCACCUCAUAGAUAUGGCUAUGUCAGGGUUACCGCUACCCCCUGUGUUACCACCAGAUUACCUCCCACCCACUUUCAGGCGUGUGCGAAGUGACAGUGUUCAGUCAGACCAGAAGAGCGUCCCGGAGGAGGCCGAGGAGGAGACGGAGAGCAGUCAGGAAAAAAAGCUACCAGUGACGUUUGAGGAUAAGAAGAGGGAAAACUUUGAGCGAGGAAACCUGGAGUUGGAGAAGAGACGUCAAGCACUGCAGGAGCAGCAGAGGAAAGAGCAGGAGAGGCUGGCUACGCUGGAGAGAGAGGAACAGGAGAGGAAGGAGCGUGAGCGUAUGGAGCAGGAGAGGAGACGACAGCACGAACUAGAAAAACAACUGGAGAAACAGAGAGAGCUGGAGAGGCAGAGAGAAGAGGAGAGACGCAAAGAGAUAGAGAGGAGAGAGGCUGCUAAGCGUGAAUUAGAGCGCCAGCGUCAGCUGGAGUGGGAGCGUCAACGUCGCCAAGAGCUUUUGACUCAAAGAAACCGGGAGCAGGAGAGUAUAGUGUUGCUCAAAGCCAGAAAGAAGACCCUGGAGUUUGAACUGGAGGCUCUGAAUGAUAAGAAGACCCAGUUGGAGGGCAAACUGAAGGAUGUUCGGUUUCGUCUGUCAGCUCAGCGGAGAGAGGUGGAGCAGACCAAUCAGACCAGAGAAACACGCAUUGCUGAAAUCACUCUGCUGCAACAGCAGCUGCAGGACUCCCAGCAGUGGUUGGGGAGGCUAAUCCCUGAUAAACAGAGUCUCAACGACCAGCUGAAACAGGUUCAACAGAACAGUCUGCAUCGUGAUAGUCUGUCGUCCCUGCAGAAGGCUGUGGAACAGAAGGAGACCAGCAGGCAGCAGCUCAGAGAGCAGCUAGAUGCUGUGGAGAGAGAAACGAGGGCCAAACUGCUGGAAAUAGAUGCUUUCAAUACCCAGCUGAAGUCUCUGUGUGAGUUCUAUGCCAACCACUGUGCCAGGAUAGAAGCCCUGCGACGCCAGCUUCAGGAGGAACAGAGAGGGAGACAGGAGCUGAGGGAGAUCCACAGCCGGCAGCAGAGACAGAAACAGAAGGAGCUGGAAGGAGACACACACACAUUGACACACACACACUCUCACAUGCACACCCCAAUCGAGAGAAAGUCUGCUGAACUGCAGGAGAGCAGGUUGUCAUCAGAGGAGAGCGUGGCCUGGAGGGAUGAAGCAGGAGGCUCUGCCCCUGGAGCUCCCAGUCCCGCCUCCAUCUCUGCACCCCACGCCUGGCUAAACAGAGUGACUCAGGAAGAAGAGGAGAGGAAGAGGAGAGGGAUGGACGAGGAGGAAGAGGUCCGCAAGGGGGCGGGAUCAGUAGGAUCAGUAGAAUCAGUCGAGGACGAGGGGAGAGGAAAGAAGGACAUGCAGGAGAAACUGAACAAGCUGUUCAGCCAGCCGACCGACCCCUGGGCUUCCACAGUGGAGAAGACUCCGGGACCCAGCCUCUUUGACCAGAAGGCCCCAGUCACUGGCUUCGACCAGCAGCAGCAGCCAGUGAAGGUGGUCUACUACAGGGCUGUAUAUCCAUUUGAUGCUCGCAGCCAUGAUGAGAUCAGUAUUGCUCCUGGAGAUGUAAUCAUGGUGGACGAAUCCCAAACAGGUGAACCCGGUUGGCUGGGAGGAGAGCUCAGGGGGCGUACUGGUUGGUUUCCAGCCAAUUACGCCGAACGAAUACCCGACAGUGAAGCGCCGAUCAGCUUGCGUGCAACAGCCUCAGCCACACCCACCUCAGCCCAGCAGCCAAUAACCACGCCUCCCCCAGCACCGGGACACACCUCCUCCUCCACGUCCUCCACUAACAGUAACUGGGCUGACUUUAGCACCACUUGGCCCUCUAACACAGCCAGUCAGUCAGACAGUGAGGGGUGGGAUGCAUGGCCGACCUCUUCGGCAGCUCAGAAUCCUUCGCUCAGCGUUCCCUCAGCGCAGCUACGACAACGCUCCGCCUUCACCCCCGCUACCAUGACAACGGGCUCCUCUCCUUCUCCUGUGCUGGGACAGGGGGAGAAGGUCGAGGGUCUUCAGGCUCAGGCUUUGUAUCCCUGGAGAGCGAAGAAGGACAACCACCUCAACUUCAACAAAAAUGAGAUAAUAACAGUGUUGGAGCAGCAGGACAUGUGGUGGUUAGGUGAACUGCAGACUGGACAGAGAGGCUGGUUCCCCAAAAGUUAUGUCAAGCUCAUCUCCGCCACCAUCACGGCCCCCGCUGGUGCCCCAGCACGCAGCAAAAACACUAGUGAAUCUGCAGUAUCAGACAGCCCACCCAAUGGAAAACGCCCCUCCCCUUCCCCAACAAAACCCUCUGAGUCAGGAGAAGCUGAGUACGUGGCUAUGUACACCUACGAGAGCAGUGAACAGGGCGACCUGAGUUUCCAGCAGGGAGAUAUCGUCAUGGUGACCAGGAAAGAAGGGGAUUGGUGGACGGGCAUGGUCGGGGGCAAGACUGGAGUCUUCCCAUCCAAUUAUGUGAAACCACGAGACUCUGCCUCUGAGUCUUUGGGACCAGCAGGGAAGACAGGCAGUCUGGGAAAGAAACCAGAGAUCGCACAGGUGAUCGCCCCCUACAGUGCUACAGGAGCAGAGCAGCUGACAUUAGCUCCAGGACAGCUCAUCCUCAUCAGAAAAAAGAACCCAGGGGGCUGGUGGGAGGGUGAGCUCCAGGCUCGGGGGAAAAAGCGCCAGAUAGGCUGGUUUCCAGCCAACUAUGUGAAGCUGCUCAGUCCCAGCACCAGCAAGACCACGCCCACAGAGCCCACCCCUCCUAAACUGGCUCCUGCCAGCACAGCUGUGUGUCAGGUGAUCGGCAUGUACGACUAUGUGGCCCAGAACGAUGACGAGCUGGCCUUUCAGAAGGGUCAGGUGAUCACAGUGCUCAACAAGGACGACUGCGAUUGGUGGAAAGGCGAGCUCAACGGGCGGGAGGGUCUGUUUCCCAGCAACUACGUCAAACUCACCACGGAUACUGACCCGAGCACGCAGUGGUGUGCUGACCUCCAUCUGCUGGACAUGCUGAGUCCCAUGGAGAGGAAGAGGCAGGGAUACAUCCACGAGCUGAUCGUCACCGAGGAGAACUACGUCAACGACCUGCAGCUCGUCACAGAGAUCUUCCACAAGCCUCUGUUGGAGUGCGAGCUGCUGACGGAGAAGGAGGUGGCCAUGAUCUUCGUCAACUGGAAGGAGCUCAUCAUGUGCAACAUCAAACUGCUCAAGGCCCUGAGAGUGAGGAAGAAGAUGUCAGGUGAUCGGAUGCCGGUGAAGAUGAUUGGUGACAUCCUGACCAACCAGCUGCCUCACAUGCAGCCAUACAUCAGAUCUUAGAAAAUACUCCAGAGUCGCAUCCAGACCACAGCCACCUGAAAGCUGCUCUGGAGAAAGCAGAGGAGCUGUGCUCGCAGGUGAAUGAGGGCGUCAGGGAGAAGGAGAACUCAGAUCGUCUGGAGUGGAUUCAGGCUCACGUCCAGUGUGAAGGCCUUUCUGAGCAACUGGUGUUUAACUCCGUCACCAACUGUCUGGGUCCCAGGAAGUUCCUCCACAGCGGGAAGUUGUUUAAAGCCAAGAGCAGCAAGGAGCUCUACGGGUUUCUGUUCAAUGACUUCCUGCUGCUGACACAGGUGACCAAACCUCUGGGCUCGUCAGGCUCCGACAAAGUCUUCUCUUCGAAAACACACUUGCAGUACCGCAUGUACAAGACGCCAAUCUUCUUAAAUGAAGUGUUAGUGAAGCUGCCGACCGACCCGUCAGGAGAUGAACCUCUGUUCCACAUCUCUCACAUAGACAGAGUUUACACACUCAGAGCUGAGAGUAUCAAUGAAAGGACGGCGUGGGUUCAAAAAAUUAAAGCAGCUUCAGAACUCUUCAUUGAGACAGAGAAGAAGAAGAGAGAGAAGGCGUAUCUAGUGCGCUCUCAGAGGGCUACAGGGAUCGGUAGACUGAUGGUCAACAUUGUCGAGGGAAUUGAGCUCAAACCUUGUCGCUCCCAUGGAAAAAGUAACCCCUACUGUGAGGUAACCAUGGGUUCGCAGUGCCAUAUCACAAAAACAUUACAGGACACGUUGAAUCCGAAGUGGAACUCCAAUUGUCAGUUUUUUAUAAAGGACCUGGAACAGGACGUCCUCUGUGUCACUGUGUUUGAACGAGACCAGUUCUCACCUGACGACUUCCUGGGCAGGACAGAGAUCCGGUUGGCUGAAAUAAAGAAGGACCAGGGCUCUAAAGGACCAAUCACGAAGCGGUUGCUGCUCCACGAGGUUCCCACAGGAGAGAUCGUGGUCAGGCUGGACCUCCAGCUGUUUGAGGAACCAUAAUACCCGAACAGGACCUCAGUGGACUGAAAAGGAACUAAGAGAUAUGGUUUGGACCCGACAGUCGGACUAAAUUAGACUGGACUGGAUUUUCUUGGUUUGUCCUAUUUCAGUUCCUUACUGCUUACAGGCUGUUUAUGUUUAAGGAGGGCGGUACUCACAGCUGAGGGAAAGUGUCAGUUUACAACAUUUGCUUGUUAAAUUAAAUGAAAAAAAGUGAAUAUUUAGUGGUUAGAGAAGCCCUGGAUUCACUGUGUCAGUGGCUUUUUGCAGGAGGAGCAGCAAGAGGAGGAAAAGGGUUACAAACAGUUGUAACCAGUCAGCACAGAGUGAAUCCAUUUGAGCAGUUUUAAUUAUUUUCCACUACAUUUGUUUGAGUGGAAACUGUAAAUAAAGAGCUUAUUAUCUCAGUUUCAGACCACAUAUCAGUUUUCUUAGAUUAAUAUUCAACCUUAAACCGGAUGUCUGCAGGUUCUGAUAAAUCACUGAACCUCUAACUCUUUAAAGUACUUUCCAAGCUACAAAUGUCUUACAUAAAUCUUAGUACUUUGUUUUACUGGUCUUAAAAAGCAGAUCUGUGGUGGGAGAUUUUAAAGACAAACACCCCCUUUAACCAGCAGCUCUUACAGUGGACCUGAUGCUGUAUUACCAAGGAAUGAAAAUCCAUGGCCUGUUUCUAUUCCAGUCCAGUCCAGUCUACUUCUGUCCUCCUUCAGUCUGGUCUAGUUUGUUUUUUUCGUCCAAUCUGGUUCAGUCCAGUCCUCUUGGAGUUCAGCCGGGUCUUUACUGUUUUCUUUUCCUCUGCUUCAUCAAACAGUCUCACAGACACUCCAGUGACAAUCCCAGCCCUCCUUAAUCCAAACCAACCCCUGUGUGUGUGUGUGUGUGUGUGGGGGAGAGAGAGUGGGUGAGUGAAUGACUGUAUGAGUGUCAAAGUGGACAGGCUACUGAAAGGUACGGUUCAGUGUACAUUUUUUUCUCUUUUUUAAGUCUUACAACUCUCGGAGUCUUAAGAUGAAGUGUUCGGGCUUUCAGCGUUUGUGGUACUGCUUGUGAAGGGAUCUCGCCGUUUUGAAUUUUUGCUCUUUUGACCUUCACUGAACACUUGCCACAUUAUCUCAGAAAGAGCUAAAUAUGUACAGGUUAAAUGAGAAAUGCUAACGAUGCUAAUACGCUGAAAAUAUAGAAAGAUUUCCAGUGUAAAUAAACUACAGACAUGCCAAGAUGUCCCUUUCACAUGCAUCCAUUAUAAUAAUAGUGAGACUAAUAUGGCUGAAACUAGGGCAGCCGGGGAAGAGGUGUGACAGCUAAUUUAAAUUGAGGUACUGUAAAGAGGAAUGUCUUAAUUUAAAAAAAAAAAAAAA